This is a messenger RNA of Ichthyophthirius multifiliis, 3123 nucleotides long. Its product is annotated as sodium hydrogen exchanger family protein, putative. The transcript has 8 exons. Gene Ontology annotation, cellular component: membrane. Gene Ontology annotation, biological process: proton transmembrane transport. Gene Ontology annotation, molecular function: sodium:proton antiporter activity. NCBI's taxonomy places the organism in Eukaryota, Ciliophora, Oligohymenophorea, Hymenostomatida. The record is from RefSeq and is a predicted model, not a curated record.
AUGAGAAAAUUUUAUUUCUUUUUUUCUUUUCUUUGUUAGUUUUUUUAUCAUUUGCUAAUUAACAUAAUGAUGAUUAUUUAAAUCAUCAUAAAAUUGAAGGCAAAAAAAAUCAUGAAAAACAUAUUGCAAAAGAAAGUCUUUCAGUUUUUUUUAUAUUUUUAAGCUUAACUGCAGGCGGAAUUUUAAAAGAAAUCAACAAACGUUUUUCAGCGCUAUUAUUUUAAUGUUUGCAGUAAAUUAGUAUUAUAAUAUGAAGAUGAUUAUUACACGUGGCCAGCUGCAUUUAUGUUCGGUUCAAUUCUUUCAUGUACAGAUACAGUAGCAGUACUAUCAUUGUUAAAAGAAAUAGGUGCUCCUAAAAAAUUUAAUUCUUUAAUUGAAGGUGAAUCAUUAAUUAAUGAUGGAACAUGUAUGGUACUAUUCUAAAUAUCUUCAAUGGUUGUAAAAGGAUAAACAUAUAGUUUAGAUACAAUUUUAGGAUUAUUUUUCACUUUAAGUAUAGGAGGAGUCAUAUUAGGAAUAAUAUUUGGAUUUGUGAGUUCUUUUUGGAUAAAAAGAAUUUUUAAUGAUGAAAUAUUGGUAGUAAAUAUCACAUUAAUUAGUUGCUAUAUGGUUUUUUUCGUGGCUGAAAAUCUUAAUUAUGGUAUUAAAAUUAGCGGUAUUAUAGCACUUGUAAGUCUAGGCCUUUUUAUGGCUGCUUCAGGAAAAAAAAGAAUUGCAAGUGAGGCUGAUUAAGCUCUUUAGUCUUUUUGGAAAUAUAUUGUUUAUUCAGCAGAAACUGUUAUCUUUGUUCUAGCAGGAGUUAUUAUUUCUGUAGAAAUAUCUAAAUCUACAAAUCUUAUUCAUGUUAAUGAUUAUUAUAAACUUAUUGGAUUAUACUUUUGUAUGGUUGCUGCCAGGUUUCUUGCUAUUGCUGCUUUUAUGAGAUUUUUAAAAAAAUGGGGCUACGGUUUAAAUUGGAAAGAAGUCUACAUUCUUACUUAUGGAGGACUUAGAGGUGCUGUUGGUGUUUCUUUUGCUCUUAUUGUUUCUAGAGAUGAUUAAUUUUCAAAUUAAUUACGAUAAAUUGUACUUUUUGAUAUGGCUGGAAACGCUUUUUUAACUUUAUUAAUUAAUGGUACUACAACUGCUCCUCUUGUAAAGCUUUUGGGAAUGUGUACUAGUUCAAAAAUUAGAGACAAAUUAUUUUAAAAUUUCUUGGAAAAAAAAAUGAUUUAGGACUUGUAUGAAUAAUCCGAAAAUCUUAAAGAAAGUAAAUAUUUAUAAGAUGCAGAUUGGGAUUAAGUAAAGAAAUAUUGUGGCGAAGACGAACUUAAAAAAAUGAUUAAUAAUCUAAAAAAAAUAAUAGAAAAAAACUAAUUACAAGAAAAAGAAAUGAAAACUUUUAAAGAUAAAAAUAAAACUGCAUUAUAAUAAUAAAGUUAGAAAUGUUUUUCUUAGGAGUUUAAAGGUUUUAUAUUUUUGUUAAUAUAUAUAUAAAAAAAAAUUAAAAAAAAGGCAACUUUUUGGAAAUUAUUUGACAAAAAUCAAUGCUCUGGUGAAAGUUUAUUAAGAUUAAUUGAAACCGUAGAUUGGGAUUUAGAUAAUGAAGUAUCCGAAAUGCAUACUUGGCAAUGGUUAAAGAGAUAAAUUCACGAGAAUUACAUUAGCUUUUUAUUUUAGAUUAGAAAUUAUCUUUUAAUAGGUCGUUUUGCAAAAAAAGAACUCUAUAAUUAUAUAGCUGAAAUAUAUGAUAUGGUUUCUUCAUUCAUUGAAGCUCAUGAAAUUGUAGAAGAAAGUAUUUGUUAAGUAAUAAAUUAUUUUAUUUAUAUUAAUUACAUACUAUAUAAGAUGAAAUUUGAAGAAAAAUAUGUUGCAGAAAUACUUUUGGAAUCAAAUGAGAAUAAAAAGCAAGCAGAAAAUUAUUUAUAUAAUUAUUUGGAUGUAAGUUUUCCUGAAAUAAGUAAAUCCAUUAGGACAAAAAAAGCUGCUUAUAAUCUUCUUGAAUUUUAGAAAGAUAUUAUUCAAACAAAUGCUGAAUCAGGAUAAUUAGACGAAAAAGAAUAUUACUAAUUAAAAAAAAAAGUAGAUUAAAAUAUAAUUAAUCUAAAUAAUUAUACACCUUCUUGGGUAAUUAAAAAAUUAAAAUUCCUUUUAAAUAUUAAUUAAAUAAAAAAGGCUGUUCCAAAAUUAAAAUAAAUUUUAGAAAACCUUUAAUUUUUCUAAUUAAUUCCUAAAAACCCUAAUAGCAAAGUCGAUACAUUAGAUGAAUUAGUAAAAGAAGCUAAAGAGGAAAUAUUUUAAAAAGAUAAUUUUGUUUUUAAAUAAGGAGAUAGAGCUACUUGUUUAUAUAUAAUCACUAGAGGGGCAGGAACUGAAUUUUCAGAAGGAGAAAAUGGAAAUAUUCGUUAAAAAAGAGGAGUUGGUCAUAUACUUCCUAUAUAAUAAUUAGCAACAACUAACAAUCGAUAUUUAACAAGCUUUUAAGCUGAUUGUAUAAUGUAUACAAGUAGUAUUAAUUUAUAAUCAAUAAUUCAUUUAGCAAAAAAAUUACCAGAAUUAGAAAAUUUCAUAAUAAAAGAGAGUUUACCUUCCUUAUGCAAAAUAUUUUUUAACUAAUUUAAUCCUUUAAGCUAUUUAGAUAAAUAAAUAAUAGAAGAAAUUUUGAAUGAUGUUACAAUUUAAAGAUAUAGAAAAGAUGCAGUCGUAAAUUUGCCAAAUGGAGCAAUCUUAGCAAAAGGUAUAAUUUUUUUAAAUAUGAAACUAAUUAUAAUAUUUAUUUUUUAAGGGGAAUUAUAAUUAUAAAACGUUUAUCAUGAAGAAGAUUAACCAAAUAAAUAAUCAGUAGAUUCACAUAUGUAAUAAUGUUAAUAAAUUGGUACAGAAAAACAUUUAUCUAGUUAAGCCGAUAUGGAACCACCGUAAAAAUUAGAUUAUGAAGCGUUUUCUGUUAUUUUACCAAAUAAAAACUUUCAUUAAUUUUAAGUUUUAAAAAAUUGUAUAUUAGUAGAGUUUGAUUAAUAGGAUUAAAUUAAAGAUUAUUUAUAAAUUUCAAAAUAAUAAUAAGGAGAGAAACGAAUAACUAGUAUUAAGAGAAUGAUGAAUAGAAUUUCUUCAAUAAGAAAAAAUACAAUUAAUAAAUGA